GACUGUGUGAGUGAGGUGUGAAGUGUUAUGAUUUGAUUUUAUGGGCAUUGGUGCAAAUGAGUCAUUAGUCAUUAUCAACCCCAACCACAAUAAUUUUAACCCUAGUAUUUUAUGAAUUUUACUCCUAUUUUCGUAUUGAUCACUCAGAGACUCAUGUAGCAUCCUGUAUCAUUUCUAGUUUGAUAAUCCAAGCGUAAACUCUUAGUGCAAUGACUUCGUUGUGAGUUGGUUACGACACUUCUGCAUUUCAACUUUUUGAAUCAUAAACCACAAUGGCCUCAACUUUGAAACCUUAUCUCACGGCUGUCAGGCAUACCCUGUCUGCUGCUAUAUGCUUAGAAAAUUUUUCAUCUCAAGUCGUAGAAAGGCAUAAUAAACCUGAAGUAGAGGUCAGAACGAGUAAAGAGCUGCUGUUAAAUCCUGUUGUGAUCAGUCGAAAUGAAAAAGAAAAAGUUCUCAUAGAGGGCUCUAUCAACUCAGUCAGAAUCAGCAUCUCAGUCAAGCAAGCAGAUGAAAUAGAAAAAAUUUUGUGCCACAAGUUCACUCGCUUCAUGAUGAUGAGGGCUGAAAACUUUGUCGUCCUUCGACGGAAACCUGUUGAGGGAUAUGAUAUCAGUUUUCUCAUUACAAAUUUCCACACAGAACAAAUGUUGAAGCACAAGCUGGUAGAUUUUGUUUUACAUUUUAUGGAAGAAAUUGACAAGGAAAUCAGUGAAAUGAAAUUAGCUGUCAACGCUCGGGCUAGGAUUUGUGCUGAAGAAUUUUUGAAACGGUUCUGAACUGUAACUAAAUCGAAGCUGCCUCGUCCUAUUGGAUCUUUUAUCAUCAGCAGGCUUUGGUCUAAAGACCCAUUUAUCCCAAGUGGCCAAUAUUUGCAAUUUUAUAAAGAAUGUUUUGUAUUUAUUAAUUUAAUUUUGAUAUUUAUUUUAUCUCCUUU
Bemisia tabaci is the source of this 937-nucleotide messenger RNA. It is a transcript of the gene Arpc4, whose product is annotated as Actin-related protein 2/3 complex, subunit 4. Gene Ontology annotation, molecular function: actin filament binding. Gene Ontology annotation, cellular component: Arp2/3 protein complex; actin cytoskeleton. The record is from RefSeq and is a predicted model, not a curated record. Gene Ontology annotation, biological process: Arp2/3 complex-mediated actin nucleation; actin filament polymerization. Lineage: Eukaryota; Metazoa; Arthropoda; Insecta; Hemiptera; Aleyrodidae.